Molecule: messenger RNA, 1305 nt
Organism: Papaver somniferum (opium poppy)
Lineage: Eukaryota; Viridiplantae; Streptophyta; Magnoliopsida; Ranunculales; Papaveraceae
Product: zinc finger BED domain-containing protein RICESLEEPER 2-like
Exons: 3
Coding region: 1-1305 (434 amino acids)
Molecular function (GO): DNA binding
Source: RefSeq, a predicted model, not a curated record
AUGACCAUUUACAGAGAUCUUUUAACCAUCUACAAAGAUGAGAAAGAGAAGUUGAAGAAAUACUUCAAGGAAAGUAAACAAAGAGUCUCUCUCACAACUGAUACAUGGACCUCUCCAAACAACUUCAAUUAUAUGUAUGUGACAGUGCACUUUAUUGAUAUCCAUUGGAAUCUUGAAAAGAGGAUCAUCCAGUUUUGCUUGAUCAAGGGUCAUACUGGAGUGGAGAUUGGGAAAAUGCUUCAGAAAUGUUUGCUGGAUUGGGUGCUAGAAGAUCUUUUUGGCGUGACUUUGGACAAUGUCAAUGCAAAUAGUGUGGCAAUUGAGUAUCUUCAAACCAUUGUCAUCAAUUGGACAGGAGCAACUGUGAGAUCUCAAUCCAUGCAGGAUCAGAUCAGUUAUCAAGUUUGUUACCGGUUCUCCACUAAGUUGGCCAAAUUCAAAGAAUGUGCUGCUCUCGAGAAGAUUGAUUGUAAGAAGAUGGUUUUCCUAGAUGUGAAGACCAGGUGGAAUGCUACGUAUUUGAUGCUUGAAGCUGUCAUUCCCUGGGAAAAGGUCUUUAAGAGGUUAGAAAGAGAAGAUAGGAUAUUUCGAGAUAAGUAUAUUUUCAAAGAAUCUGAAUGUAAAGCUUUACUUAAUACUGAUGAUGAUAUUGUUGUAAUUGAUAAUGAAGAUUAUUAUCUUAGUUCAUCUAGUGAAUCUGAAUGUGAAGGAGAUGUAUCUAAAAAGAAGAACACUAAGAAAAAGAACAAGCCCCGUCAUCAUGCUCCAUAUGCUGCAGAAUGGUCAUAUGCUAGGUGUCUUGUUAAGUUUUUAAAAAUAUUCUUUGAUGUUACUGUUAAGUUCUCGGCUUCAGUUCAGGUUACUUCACAUGAAUUUCUAUGGCAGUUGGCAUUGAUACAUGAACAGUUGGUUCGUCUUAGAGCUUUAGGAAACCGAGAUCCUCAUAUUUCUACGAUGGCAGAAAUAAUGUUUAAAAAGUACAACACAUAUUGGGGGGAUUAUGAAGAUAUGAACUCUGUUCUGUAUUUUGCUAAGUUGCUUGAUCCUCGAGAGAAAGAAUCUGGUUUGAAAUUUAAUCUUGAAUGUUUGUAUGAGCAAGAUGAUUUUAGGGUUACGACUGUUUUGAAAGUUGUGAAACAAGAUAUGGGGAGACUUUAUGAUGAGUACAACAUCAUGCAUUCAAAUGACAAUGCAGAAGAAGGUACUGGCUCAACAUUUGUUGCUGGUUUGAUGACAUGGUUUUUUGUGUGCAAGAAGAGAACAUUAAGGAUAUGCUUGAGUCGAGGAAGAAAAGGCGAAGAAUGA